Messenger RNA from Trichoderma virens Gv29-8, 1512 nucleotides. RefSeq lists its product as uncharacterized. NCBI's taxonomy places the organism in Eukaryota, Fungi, Ascomycota, Sordariomycetes, Hypocreales, Hypocreaceae. The transcript has 4 exons. The record is from RefSeq and is a predicted model, not a curated record. The coding region runs from base 1 to 1512 and encodes 503 amino acids.
AUGGUCCCGCUCAAUUGCGGAGAGGUAGAACAUGUAUCGCGCGUCCAAUCAAAUAAAAAGCAUGCGCCCCAAGCAUUUGCCCCAUUGGAUAUUUCUGAAGGUGAAUGGACUCAGGCCACCAGGGCUGCAAGAACUGCCACAUGGGCAUCGAUAUUCUACUUGAUUACAACUGAUGUCCUGGGACCUUUUUCGACUGGUUAUGCCUUCUCCCAGAUGGGCCUUGCUCCCGGUGUCGUCUUGUACACCGUAUUUGGUGCUCUGGCCGGAUACAGUGGGUUUCUACUGUGGAGGUUAUUUCUUCAACUUGACAGCGACGAGCACCCCCUCCGAGGCUACAGUGAUCUAGCUUUGCGCAUCUACGGACCCUGGUUUCAGCAUGUAUGCAAUGUAUUGCAAUCGUUUCAGUUUUUCCUCACCGUCAUGGUCAUCAUGAUCACGAAUGGUCAAUCCAUCAGCCAGUUGUCACAAAACAAAUUAUGCUUCAUCAUUUCUGUUUUGAUCAGCGCCCUGGCUGGUUGCGUUAUGGGACAGAUCCGGACUCUCAAUAACCUCGGCUGGGUGGGGUCUGUGAGUGUCUUUCUGAAUUUGUUCGUCAUCCUUGCAACUAUGGGAGUUAUGGCUCAUAGCCCGCCGAACUAUGUACUCUAUGCCGCGUCACAUCCGGAUUUUGACGUUCAGGCGCCUAAUCCCAUUUCCAUUUCCGUUACUGCACCACCAGAACUCACCUUUGUAGAUAAUGUGAACGGUUUGAUGAAUGCCGUGUUCUCAUUCGGUGGUGCGACAAUGUUUGUUGAGUUGAUGGCUGAGAUGAGGCGGCCAAUGGACUUUUGGAAAGGUCUUCUAUGCGCCGACCUCCUCAUCUUCUUAUGUUAUAUGGUGUAUGGUAUUUAUUGCUAUAUGAUGCAGGGGCAAUAUGCUUAUAUCAAUUCCUAUCAAGGAAUAUCUCCAUACAACUGGCAGACAGUCUGCAAUGCCAUUGAACUAUUGACUAAUGUCAUUGCCGCGGUUCUAUACGCUAAUAUUGGCAUGAAGGUUCUAUACAACAGCAUUGGCCGUUACUUUUUCAAGUUCCCCGAUUUGAACAGCGGAUCCGGAAAAUGGAUUUGGGCCUUUUUUGUCCCGAUCUACUGGGUUCUUGCCUGGGUCAUUGCUCUAUCAGUACCACAAAUAACAUCCUGGACUGCUAUACUUGGAGCUGGAGCGCUUCUGCAAUUCACAUAUACUUUUCCGGUGUUUUUAGCGCUUGGCUUCAGAGCUCAAAGAGACUCAGUAUUAUCUCAGGAAAUUUAUAACCCCCUCGACCGCCGAAUAGAGCGAGUUGACCAUGGCUUUAAGCGUUGGGUCCGAGGAAUGCGAAAGGAGUUGUGGUGGAAUGUAUUCGACGGGGUGAUAUAUGUGGGUUCUCUUGCUACUUGUGUCCUCGGGCUUUAUGCGGGUUUUAAGACUCUAGUCGACGGUUACACCAAUUCACCAAGCUUGGUAGGUUGGCGUUGCUCGAGCCCAACAGGUUAA